AUGGCUUUCCCAACCAACACGGCUAAUGCCGAUGAGCAUGCUAUUUCGGCCAAAGCCCGUUUUGACGACAUGGCUGAACCGUCCAGGGAAGCGAGCCAGAGCUCUGGACAGAUGAGUUCGUUCGGUCUGACGGAGGACGAGCUUGCUCUUGAGAAGAAGCUCCGAUGGAAGAUUGACCUCAUGAUCAUGCCGCUUAUCGUGUGGACAUACCUGAUGAACUAUAUUGACCGGAACAACUAUGCCGCAGCUCGUCUCCAAGGACUGGAGGCGGAUCUGAAUCUCACCGACACGCAGUACCAGAUUGGGCUUUCAGUGCUCUUCAUCACCUACGUCCUCGCCCAAGUUCCUUCCAACAUGAUGCUCAACCACAUUGGGAAACCGGCAUACUACCUGGGCUUUUUCACCAUUGCCUGGGGCCUCGUUUCGGCCCUCACAGCCUUGGUCCAAAACUUCGCCGGCAUCAUCGCCUGCAGAUUGGUCCUCGGUCUCGUUGAAGCACCGUUCUUCCCAGGGGUCAUCUUCUACCUCUCAAAGUGGUACACCAAGAAAGAACUCUCGCUCCGUAUGGCCCUCUUCUACAACGGCUCCCUCAUAGCCGGGGCUUUUGGCAAUCUCAUCGCCGCGGGGAUCCUCAAAGGCCUCGACAAGGCGCACGGCAUCUCCGCCUGGCGCUGGCUCUACAUCCUCGAGGGCGUCGUCACCGUCGCGACAGGCAUCCUCAUCUGCCUCGUUCUCCCCGACUUUCCCGAGUCCUGGAGCGCGCUCUCCCCGGAGCUGCGGCGCGUGGCGACCAAGCGGCUGGCGGUCGACGCGGCCGAGUCGGACGUCGACGAGACCCGCGGGCCGCGGGCGCAGCUCGAGGGUUUCAAAAUGGCGCUGAGAGACCCCAAGGUAUGGAUUCUCACCGUCGCAUACCACGCCUUCGUUGGCGCGGGCGGGUUUCAGAACUUCUUCCCCAGUCUAACCCGGACUCUUGGGUUCGAUGAUACCGUCUCGCUGCUGCUUGUGGCGCCGCCGUACGUCUUUAUGGCAUUCUACUGUGCUUUUCACUCGUGGUUGUCGGAUCGGGUGCAGAACCGGUUCUGGUUCUUCGUGUAUCCUAUCCCAAUCGUGAUUGCGGGCUGCGUCAUCUUCAUGACGACAACGGCCUUUGGGCCGCGAUACUUCUCGCUGUUCCUGCUCAACUUCGUCUUCACCAUGAACGGCACGACGUACGCCUGGAUGUCGACGUGCGUGCCCCGCCCGCCGGCGAAGCGCGCCGCGGCUCUGGGUUUCAUGAACGCCGUCGGGAACGCGGCGUCCAUCUGGACUUCGUACACGUAUUUUGAUGCGCAAGGGGAUAGGUACCCUAUUGCGUUGGGUAUUGUCAUUGCGCUGCUGGGGGUGUCUGCGGUUGGUGGUGUGUGGCAGCGGUGGAUUCUGGUGCGUGAGAAUAAGCGGUUGGACAGGCUUGAGAAUGAGGACGUGGUGGUGGGGGAUAAGGAGAUGCAGAGGUUGGGGGAGACGGCACAUGUGGAGGGUGUUGAUGCUGGUACGGCGAGGCAGAGGCAGAAGGGGUUCCGAUACUUGAUAUAA
Colletotrichum siamense is the source of this 1575-nucleotide messenger RNA. RefSeq names its product putative transporter. NCBI's taxonomy places the organism in Eukaryota, Fungi, Ascomycota, Sordariomycetes, Glomerellales, Glomerellaceae. Bases 1 to 1575 code for a protein of 524 amino acids. Gene Ontology annotation, molecular function: transmembrane transporter activity. The record is from RefSeq and is a predicted model, not a curated record. Gene Ontology annotation, cellular component: membrane. Gene Ontology annotation, biological process: transmembrane transport. The transcript is spliced from 7 exons.